AUGGCGUCGGUGUCGACAGGAGCAUCGGCGCCUUUAUGCAGCAUCUAUUCGAUACACCGAGGCUAUAAUCUCCACAGCAGCGCAAUCAUCUCGCCAGUUUCCAACUCGACACGCGAUCCUACAGUGUUGCUGCAAGUGCGAGUAUCAACUCCCAAAACGACGCUUGUCCGGGAGAUUGCAGAGCGUAAGGAAGGCGGCGGGAUACCUUUGGCGGCUACGAUUUGCAAGACGCCGGAGCCUGUUUUCUGGCUGUUUGCUAUGAGCGAUUUUUGGAGUCGAAUCGCUUCAGCCCUUAUGGAGACAAAGGCGUGCCGUCUUUGUAUCAUGCCGCUGGUGCAUUCUUGCGACAGUGCUGCUCCCGUUGAUUAUGUUACGUAG
This is a messenger RNA of Parastagonospora nodorum SN15, 378 nucleotides long. RefSeq lists its product as hypothetical. NCBI's taxonomy places the organism in Eukaryota, Fungi, Ascomycota, Dothideomycetes, Pleosporales, Phaeosphaeriaceae. The record is from RefSeq and is a predicted model, not a curated record. The transcript has 3 exons. The coding region runs from base 1 to 378 and encodes 125 amino acids.